CGGUGACGGGAACGGGGUGCCGGGGGGGGGGGGGGGGGGGGCGCCGCGCACCCCGUUCGGUCUCCCUGGGCGCUUUCGGGUCCUUCCUAACCCUCCGCCCUCUUUCCAGGAGCUCCGGAGAUCCGGGUAAAAAAAAGCAACACAUCUGCCACAUCCCGGGCUGCGGCAAGGUGUACGGCAAGACCUCGCACCUGCGGGCUCACCUGCGGUGGCACACGGGCGAGCGGCCCUUCAUCUGCACCUGGAUCCUCUGCGGGAAGCGCUUCACCCGCUCCGACGAGCUGCAGCGGCACAAGCGCACGCACACGGGGGAGAAGAAAUUCGCCUGCCCGGAGUGCCCCAAGCGCUUCAUGCGCAGCGACCACCUCUCCAAGCACAUCAAGACCCACCAGAACAAGAAGGGAGGCGCGGCCAACAGCGUGCCCAUGAACGUCUCCGCCGUCCCCAUGGACACGGGGGCGGCCGCGGAGGGCAACGGCGGGCCCACCCCCUCGGCCCUCAUCGCCACCAACAUGGUGGCCAUGGAAGCCAUCUGCCCCGAGGGCAUCGCCCGCCUGGCCAGCAGCGGCAUCAACGUCAUGCAGGUGGCCGACCUCCAGUCCAUCAACAUCAGCGGCAACGGCUUCUGAGCGCCGGGCGGCGCGCGGGGCACGGAGCCCGAGC
Oxyura jamaicensis (ruddy duck) is the source of this 663-nucleotide messenger RNA. RefSeq names its product transcription factor Sp1-like. The record is from RefSeq and is a predicted model, not a curated record. The transcript is spliced from 2 exons. Lineage: Eukaryota; Metazoa; Chordata; Aves; Anseriformes; Anatidae. Gene Ontology annotation, biological process: regulation of transcription by RNA polymerase II. The annotation marks the transcript as partial. Gene Ontology annotation, molecular function: DNA-binding transcription factor activity, RNA polymerase II-specific; RNA polymerase II cis-regulatory region sequence-specific DNA binding.